AGUUCGCACAGCGCGUUUCCCCUGGAAGGAGGAGAGACAGCGGCUCAUUUCCUGUCGAUGUGUGCAGCCGAGGCCCGAAGCUUUUGCAACCUCGCCCCGGACAGCGCGCACACCGGACUCCGGCCCACGGCAGACCGCCGGCCGCUUCUGCAAAGGAGCCUGUGGCCCAGUCUGGCCGGCCCGGCCUGGCCUGGUGCAGGAUGUCUCGGCCCAGCCACAGUGAGUAUGUGCUGCAGCAGCUGAACAGCCAGCGCGAGUGGGGCUUCCUGUGCGACUGUUGCGUGGUGAUCGGCGACAUCUACUUCCGGGCCCACCGGGCGGUGCUGACGGCCUGCAGCUCCUAUUUCCGCAUGCUCUUCAUCGGGCAGCAGCAGCAGGCGCAGGCUGCCCCGGCCCAGCUCAGCCUGAACGAGGCCGAGGUGAGCGCCGACUCCUUUGACCUGAUCCUGCAGCUGAUGUACCUGGGCCGUGUGAUGGGCCAGCCCUCCGACUUCCAGCAGCUCCGCGCCGCCAUGUCCUUCCUGCAGCUCUACUACGUGCCGCGCAGCCUGGAGGAGCUGCGGGAGGCCGGGGCCCCCUCCUCCUCCUCAUCCCCUCCUCCCCGGCCCUCGGGCCCGGCCCAGGGACCCAUGCUGUUUGGAGUGAGGAUGCGAGGCCCGGUGAAGGGAGGAGGGGUAGUGGCGACAGAGGCAGCGGUAGCUGCCGUGCUAGUGGAGGGAGAGGCCGAGCUAAGACCUAGCAGUGAGGUGGGCCCGGAGCUGGAGGUGAACCAGGCCCCGGGCAGGCUGCCUACCCGCAAGCAAGGCCGCAAUGGCAGCGGAGGGAUGAAGGGCCGGCGCUUUGGCCGGCGUUACACCUGCGACCGCUGCGGCUUCGUCUUCAGCUGCGAGCGUUUGCUGGACGAGCACUCGCUGACCUGCGGCAGCUGCAUGGCCUUGCCAGGGGAGGCCCGGCCCGUCACCACGGAUACAGGGAGCCAGGUAGAGGGCCCAGCCAGGCCUGUGGUCAAGACGGAACCUGAGGACACGGCUGCCACGGGGCUGGGCGACCUGAUGGUGGUGGAGGUGCACGAGGAAGAGGAGGCGGCCAUUGCCGGGGGUGACGAGGAUGAAGCCUGCGGCCGUCAGCUGGGCUGGACAGAGGACGAGGAGGAGGAGGAGGAGGAGGGAGGAGAGGAAGUUGAAGGCCUGAAGGAGGAGACGGAGACAGAGGCCGGUGACGGGUCGCUAGGCCCAGCCUGUGAGCUGUGUGGUGUGGCUUUGCCCGAGAGCCAACGGGCUGACCACUACGUGUCCCGCCACAUAGAGAGCGUAUGUGCCUGCGGUAAGUGUGGCCGCAUCCUGGUAAAGGGGGGCCGCAUGCAGGAGCAUGCAGAGCAUUGCUUGGGUGACGGGCAGGCGGGUCAGGCCUCGGGCCUCUUCUCCUGCCACGUGUGCGGGGUCGGCUUCCGCAGACGGCGCCAACUGGAGGAGCACAUGCGCCAGCACAGGGCAGGCAUGGCCUUCCGCUGCCCUGGGUGCACGCUGGCCUUCGAGGAGGAAGGGGCCUGGGCCGAACACAUGUCCGCCUGCCUCCUGCCCCAGGCCGGGCCUCCGGGCCCGCCCCUACGCAAUUCCCAUCGCAAGCACGUCUGCCAGCUGUGCGGUAAGGCCUUCUUCCAACGGUGCCACCUGCGGGAGCACCAUGCCACACACACCCGCGAGAAGGAGUUCACCUGUCACAUCUGCGGCAAGAACUUCCUGCGGGAACGCCUCCUGCGGCUGCACCUCGACAUGCACCGUGGCGUGGCCCGCUAUGUCUGCCCCAGCUGCGGCCAGGGCACCUACCGCAAGCAGGACCAUCUGCGCCACCUGGUCUCGCAUCUGUCCGCCGGCCAGGUGGUCUGCGACGUCUGCUUUCAGGUGCUGGGGGGCAGCCAGCAGCUGCAGAGGCACAUGGACCUGCACCUGCACACCUGCAGCUUCUGUGGGGACAAGUUCAAGCACAAGAAGGACCUCAGCAACCACCAUCUGACCUUUCACACCAAGAAAGGUCAAUAGGACCUCAGCAACAAUCAUCUGGCCAGCCACACCAACAUGUGAUAGAACUUCAGCCACACCCAGAAUGUGUAAUAGGACCUCUGCUACCAUCAUCUGUCCAGCCACAUCAAAAAGUGCGACAGGACCUCGUACUGUCAGACCAACCACAUUGAUGCGCUAGCCGAGACGACACACCAAUUCCUCGACUUUCUUUGCCUACUGAGGAAAUUCAUCAUGUCUCCAACCACUCUGAAAACUUCUAAAGAUGCACUACAGAAAGCAUACUGACGGUCACAGGGUGAUGGGGUGAAUCAGCUGGUCAUGCAGCAUCCCUGGAGAACAUGGAUAGGUGAUCUUUCUGGUCGGGACCCUUCUUCAGACUGAUUACUGUGGUGGCGGGACAUUUGUCUGUGGAACUGAUGCGCUACAAUGCUGAGAACUAUAUUCGACACUCUGUAUCUUCCCCUUUGCUCCACCUAUUGUACUGGAGUUUGACGAGUUUAUUUAUGGUUUUUCUGACCUGUUUGAAGAGCAUGCAGUACAAAGCUUUUAACUGUU
Molecule: messenger RNA, 2576 nt
Organism: Leucoraja erinaceus (little skate)
Lineage: Eukaryota; Metazoa; Chordata; Chondrichthyes; Rajiformes; Rajidae
Gene: zbtb1
Product: zinc finger and BTB domain containing 1
Exons: 2
Coding region: 201-2039 (612 amino acids)
Biological process (GO): negative regulation of transcription by RNA polymerase II; regulation of cytokine production; regulation of immune system process
Molecular function (GO): protein binding
Source: RefSeq, a predicted model, not a curated record